AUGAGCUCCCUCAAGCAGUUCAUCCGCAACGUGCGUGCCGCCAAGACCAUUGCAGACGAGCGAGCCGUCGUGCAGAAGGAGAGUGCCGCCAUCCGUGCCAGCUUCCGCGAGGAGAGCCACGACUCCAACGUCCGAAGGAACAAUGUCGCCAAGCUGCUGUACCUCUUCACCCUGGGUGAGCGUACCCACUUCGGCCAGAUCGAGUGCUUGAAGCUGCUGGCCUCGCCGCGCUUCGCCGACAAGCGUCUGGGCUACCUGGGCACCAUGCUGUUGCUGGAUGAGAACCAGGAGGUCCUGACGCUGGUCACCAAUUCGCUCAAGAAUGACUUGAACCAUCCGAAUCAGUACAUUGUCGGCCUUGCCUUGUGCACCCUGGGCAACAUCGCCUCGAUCGAAAUGUCCCGCGAUCUUUUCCCCGAAAUCGAGACCAUCCUCUCCAGCGCGAACCCCUACAUCCGCCGGAAGGCUGCCAUUUGCGCCAUGCGAAUCUGCCGCAAGGUGCCCGACUUGCAGGAGCAUUUCUUCGAGAAGGCCAAGAUGCUCCUCUCGGACCGGAACCACGGUGUCCUGAUCUGCGGCCUGACAUUGGUUACCAGCAUGUGCGAGGCCGACGAGGAGGAGGGAGACGAGCUCGGUGUCAUCGAAAUGUUCAAGACGCUGACACCGCACCUCGUGAAGAUGCUGAAGAGUCUCUCGGCCUCGGGAUACACCCCCGAGCAUGACGUCAAUGGCAUAACCGAUCCCUUCCUUCAGGUCAAGAUCCUGAGGUUGUUGCGUGUCUUUGGACGUGGUGAUCCCCAGACCAGUGAACAGAUCAACGACAUUCUCGCACAGGUUGCCACGAACACGGACUCCUCCAAGAACGUUGGAAACUCCAUUCUUUACGAAGCUGUCCUUACUAUUCUGGAUAUCGAAGCAGACUCGGGUCUACGCGUCCUUGGCGUCAACAUUUUGGGUAAAUUCUUGUCUAACCGGGAUAACAACAUCAGAUAUGUUGCCCUGAAUACCCUCAUCAAGGUUGUGGCCGUGGAGCCAAAUGCCGUGCAGAGACACCGGAACACCAUCUUGGACUGCCUGCGAGACCCCGAUAUCAGCAUUCGGAGGAGAGCUCUGGAUCUAAGCUUCACUUUGAUCAACGAGCAGAAUGUCCGGGUCUUGAUUCGAGAAUUGCUGUCCUUCUUGGAGGUUGCCGAUACUGAGUUCAAACCAGUCAUGACCACCCAGAUUGGCAUUGCUGCCGAUCGGUUUGCUCCAAACAAGAGAUGGCACAUCGACACCAUGCUCCGGGUCCUCAAGCUGGCUGGCAACUAUGUCAAGGAACAAAUUCUUGCGUCCUUUGUCCGCCUUGUUGCAAAUACCCCUGACCUUCAGACCUACACCGUGCAGAAGCUGUACGCCAGCCUCAAGGAUGACAUCACGCAAGAAGGUCUGACACUCGCUGGCUCUUGGGCCAUUGGCGAGUAUGGAGAUGCGUUGUUGCGUGGUGGCCAGUAUGAAGAGGAGGAAUUGGUCAAGGAUAUCAAGGAGAGCGACAUUGUCGAUCUCUUUGGCACCAUUCUCAACAGCAAUUACGCUGGCCAGAUUGUUACGGAGUACAUCAUCACAGCCGCCAUGAAGCUGACCACCCGCCUUUCCGACGCCGCACAAGUAGAACGCCUCAGACGGCUGAUGCUAUCCCACCAAACUCAUCUGGAUGUGGAGAUCCAACAACGCGCUGUGGAGUAUGGCAACCUCUUCGCGUUUGAUCAGAUCAGACGAGGUGUUUUAGAAAAGAUGCCACCUCCCGAGAUUCGCGAGUCCCAGAGAGUGCUUGGUGAAGCAUCAACGAAGAGCAAGCGCUCAUCGAAGAUUGGGGCGAAGAAGAAGCCCAGCCAAGUGACUGAAUCAGACAUGCUGCUCGAUCUGAUGGGAGGCUCUGAUGGACCUGGGCCUGAACCAAGCUCAGCGACCAAUGGCUCCAACAACGCCGAUCUUCUGGCAGAUAUCCUCGGGGGCGGCUCGCCUGCCCCUCAAACCACCUCUCCGCCGCCGGCGGGAGGCUCAAACGUCAACGCUAUCAUGGAUCUUUUCAACACACCGAGUCAGAGCAGCACGCCGGUUCCCCAAGCAGCAAGACCGCCGCCGUCGGCAGACCUGUUUGGUGGUCUGGCAUCUCCCCCUCCGCAGACCGCAACACCUCCGCCCGCAGCUGCUCCCGCACACCCGGCUUACAACAAGAACGACCUCGCAAUUGUGUUUCAAGUGCAGCGCAGUGGUAGCACGGCGCUCAUCAUGGCGCGAUUCCGUAACACCAGCGCCUUUGACCAUCUUAGCAACGUCACGCUACAGGCUGCGGUCCCGAAGAGCCAGAAGCUGCAAUUGCAGGCAAUCAGCAACGGCGAGCUUGACGGAGGCCAGGAGGCUACGCAGCAGAUGAGGGUUGCUGCGGUCAAUGGUGCUCUGCCACCGAAGCUACGUCUCAGACUGAAGAUCGGUUAUCAGAAGAACGGAGAGAACGUCCAGGAACAGGUCGACUGGUCAGAGCCCUCGUAA
Diplodia corticola is the source of this 2532-nucleotide messenger RNA. Its product is annotated as ap-1 complex subunit gamma-1. The transcript has 7 exons. Gene Ontology annotation, molecular function: clathrin-cargo adaptor activity. Lineage: Eukaryota; Fungi; Ascomycota; Dothideomycetes; Botryosphaeriales; Botryosphaeriaceae. The record is from RefSeq and is a predicted model, not a curated record. Gene Ontology annotation, cellular component: AP-1 adaptor complex; Golgi apparatus; membrane coat. Gene Ontology annotation, biological process: Golgi to vacuole transport; receptor-mediated endocytosis; intracellular protein transport. Bases 1 to 2532 code for a protein of 843 amino acids.